AUGCCCCGCAUGUCAACGAGUUUCGCACUGGCGCUGACACUGGUCUUCCUUCUCUGCCUACAGACCACAGCAGCAUCGCUACAGAACGAAAGAAAUGCCGACAACAAGGGGAUGUCAGUGGAGUUCCACAACAACACUCUCGGAAACAAUGUUAUGGAUGGUGGAAGGUCGGAGAUUGCAUUUCCCUUUGACCUGGAGCGGAUAAUUGACGAUUGGAUAUUCAUGGGGUACCUUUUGGGGAACGACUUCAUCCCCCACUUGCCCAACAUGCACAUCCACGCAGAAUCAACGCUCUACCUGUGGGACACCUACCACGUGGUGCUUCCCAAAUUGGACGGCUACAUAAAUGAAUUUGGGACGCUCAACCUCGAGAGGUUUCACAUAUUUCUCUCGGAGUUGUCCAAGUUGGUUUGA
Molecule: messenger RNA, 414 nt
Organism: Echinococcus granulosus
Lineage: Eukaryota; Metazoa; Platyhelminthes; Cestoda; Cyclophyllidea; Taeniidae
Product: 5'-3' exoribonuclease
Exons: 4
Coding region: 1-414 (137 amino acids)
Biological process (GO): nuclear-transcribed mRNA catabolic process; rRNA catabolic process
Cellular component (GO): nucleus
Molecular function (GO): RNA binding; 5'-3' RNA exonuclease activity
Source: RefSeq, a predicted model, not a curated record